Molecule: messenger RNA, 1464 nt
Organism: Raphanus sativus (radish)
Lineage: Eukaryota; Viridiplantae; Streptophyta; Magnoliopsida; Brassicales; Brassicaceae
Exons: 8
Coding region: 10-1464 (484 amino acids)
Biological process (GO): DNA-templated transcription
Molecular function (GO): chromatin binding
Source: RefSeq, a predicted model, not a curated record
GGAAGAAAGAUGAUGUCGUGUCGAAGGUUUGCUCAGGUGUCCUCGAGUGAUGAAGAAGAGGACUUUGUAGCGGAGACGAGGUCUCAGGGACAGGACUCAAGGAGACCUGAGGAAACAAUGGAUGGAAAGAGGAGGAAGCGUAAGAAGGUGAGCCUGUACGAAGAGUCUUAUGAUGAUGAUGAGGAAGGGAAGAAGAAAAAGAAAGAUGACACCGCCGAUGAUGUGAAACCGGUUGGUGAGCCGGUUAAAGUUACGGAUAAAGGAACCCAUUACGGGCAGUUCGAGUACGGCGGCAACAGAUACGAGCUGGAGGAUUCGGUGCUGUUGUAUUUAGACGACAAUAGCCUAGAGCCUUAUAUUGCCAUUAUCAAGGAUAUAACGCAAAAACAAGAUGGAAGCAUGACGAUUCUUGGACAAUGGUUUUAUCGUCAAGAAGAAGCAAAGAAAAAGGAUGGUGGAAACUGGGAAACAAAUGAUACACAAGAACUGUUCUACAGUUUCCAUCGUGAUGAGGUCCCAGCAGAAUCUGUGAUGCGUAGAUGUGUGGUGUAUUUUGUACCAGCUCAUAAGCAACUUCCGAAACACAAGGAUAAGCCUUGUUUUAUCGUGCGAAAGGUGUAUGAUACUAUUGAAAAGAAGCUGUGGAAGUUUACUGAUAAGGAUUAUGAACUUUCAAAACAACACGAAAUUGACCUCUUUGUGGAGAAGUCAAUGCCGCGAUUGGGUGAUCCUGACCUUGAAACCGAGGAAGAUGUAGAGAAGGCUAAAAGAUCUUCUCAGAAAGUAAACAUACCUCCUGUUGAUGUUAGAAAGGAUGAAGAUGCCUUUCCUAUUUCGUCAGAGUAUCAUUCUAUCUUAGACAAGUUUUAUUCACUAACAGAUGAUUCUCAUCGUAACAAGUGUUUGGAGAAGCUUCUGAAAGCAGUCCAGAACAUAUGCUUUAACGCUGGUGAUGAAACAAACGUGGGUUCACAUGGAACCCAUCUUGAACAGGCUGAGAAUGGAUCUCGCGAGAAUCCAUUAAAGCAUGAGAGUUUUCUCUGGCCAGAUGCUGCUGUUUCUCCCGUGUGUGCCCUUGAGCUGGCUUUAUAUGUUUCUCUUGCAUCAGAUUAUUCUAAAUACAAUCAAAGGAUAAGGACAUUGGCAUUCAAUCUCAAGAACACUGCACUGCUAGCUAAACGACUGCUCAAUGGAGAGUUAGAACCUGAAAAGAUUUUGAACAUGUCACCUACUGAAUUAAAGGAGGGUCUAACUGAUGAGGAAACAGGGACGAAUGAUCCUGAUGAUGGGGAACGAAUGCAGAUGACUGAUGUAAGAUGCUCGAGAUGCAGUCAAAUUAAAGUUGGCCAGACGGGUAUCUUUCUAGCUGGGCAUGGAGAUCGCUAUCAGCUGGAGUGUAUUGCCUGUGGAAAUUCAUGGUACGCCUCAAGGGAUGAUGUAUUAACCAAUCCUUGUGAAGGUUGA